CGCGCACCGUUCCCAGCGGCAAGCAAAUUUAGGGCGACGCGGCAGCUGGAGCUCGUGCACGCCGACCUGUGUGGGCCGGUCACACCACCGACGGCUGGCGGCAAGAAGCUGUUCCUGCUCGUCGUCGACGACAUGAGCAGGCACGAGCGGAGGCGGAGGUCGGGCACAAGCUGGGGACGCUGCGCACUGAUCGGGGCGGCGAGUUCACGGCGCGGGCGUUCGGGGAGUACUGCGCCGGCAAGGGCAUUCAGCGCCACCUCACCGCGCCGUACACGCCGCAACAGAAUGGCGUGGUGGAGCGGCGGAAUCAGACCGUGCUGGGGAUGGCACGGUGCAUGCUCAAAUCCAUGAGUGUACCCGGGCGGUUCUGGGGCGAGGCUGUGACGACGGCAGUCUUCAUCCUCAACCGGGCACCUACUCGAGCUCUGAACGACAAGACGCCGCAUGAAGCAUGGUAUGGCCGCAAGCCCGCAGUUCAUUUCCUUCACACAUUCGGCUGUGUUGCGCAUGUGAAGGUGGCCGGAGGCCAUCUGCGGAAGCUCGACGAUCGAAGCACGACCAUGGUGAUGAUCGGGUACGAGCCGGGCACGAAAGCCUACCGGCUCUACAACCCGGCGACGGACCGCGUGCACGUCUCGCGGGACGUGGUGUUCCAGGAGGGGCGUGCUUGGAAGUGGGACGAGGAUGGCACGGCGAGCACGGACGGCGGCGACGACGACCCGUUCAACGUCGAGUAUGAGUACGUCUACACGCCUGGCGCGGCGGCACCUGGAGCAGCAGCAACACCGCGCGCGGCAUCGAGGGCGCCGAGUGUGACAUCGAGCAGGCCGAGUGCGGCCCAGAGCGUGGUGCCAAGUGCACACAUAGAAGCUGCAGCACCGACGGAGCAGGCUGUGGGCGGAACACCUGCUCCACUCACGCCAAGCGCUCCGGCCACACCACCUGGGGUGGAGUUCGUCUCACCACCAAGCCGUGGCAUCGACCUCGACGCCGACCAUGAUGACGGGGCUCCACUGCGUUUCAGGAGACUGGAUGACCUUCUCGCUAGCACCAAUCCAGUGGAGCAGCAGGAGCUGAUGGUUGGCCGUGGGUGAUGGGGAACCGGCCACGUUUGAGGAAGCACGG
This is a messenger RNA of Setaria italica (foxtail millet), 1125 nucleotides long. RefSeq lists its product as uncharacterized. NCBI's taxonomy places the organism in Eukaryota, Viridiplantae, Streptophyta, Magnoliopsida, Poales, Poaceae. The coding region runs from base 324 to 1094 and encodes 256 amino acids. The transcript has 2 exons. The record is from RefSeq and is a predicted model, not a curated record. Gene Ontology annotation, molecular function: nucleic acid binding.